This is a messenger RNA of Danio rerio (zebrafish), 1211 nucleotides long. The record is from RefSeq and is a predicted model, not a curated record. Lineage: Eukaryota; Metazoa; Chordata; Actinopteri; Cypriniformes; Danionidae.
UUGGUUUUCACCUUAGACCAACCAGCUUAACAACAAGAUUUUUGGGCAAGAUUCAGCAGAUAUUCAGAGCGAGUGAAAAUGUCACUGCUUAGGCUUUUCUAUGGUCAUCUCAUAUUGACGUUGUCUGUAUUAAUUGGAGCUGAAACAGCUAAUGUAUAUUACAGAUACACUUGGAUACAAUGCAUCUCCAGCUCUAAAAAUCUUAGUGACAUGGUGUUUAUUGAGAGCCUUUAUUUCAAUAAAUAUCUAUUUACACAGUUUAAUAGUAAUAUUGGAAAGUAUGUGGGGUUUAGUGAGUACGGCAUUAGAAAUGCAGAAUUUAGGAACAAUGACACCAAUUUACUGCUUAAAAAAAAAGCUGCGGUGAACAAAGUCUGCAAAAAUAAUGCUAUCAACCAUGACAAAUUUAUUCGCAAUAAAGCAGUGAAACCAAAGGUUAAGCUCACUUUAGUGAAGCCAGCUGGUGGAAGACAUCCUGCAGUUUUGAUGUGCAGCGCGUAUGAAUUUUAUCCUCCACACAUCAGAGUGUACUGGCUGAGAAAUGGUGAAGUGAUAACCUCUGAUGUGACAUCAACUAUGGAGAUGGCUGAUGGAGACUGGUAUUACCAGAUUCACUCUGAGCUGGAGUACAGCCCAAAAUCUGGAGAAAGGAUCUCAUGUGGGAUUGAACAUGCCAGCUCUAAUAAACCCAUCAUUACAGAGUGGGAUUCAUCUCGUCCUGCGUCUGAGAGGAAUAAAAUCGCCAUUGGGGCAUCUGGUGUAGUUCUGGGAAUCAUCAUCCCAGCUAUAUGUUUUAUUUACUACAAGAAAACUGCAGAAGCAGUUUUGUGAUGCUACAACUAUGAGUGGAUAUCUUGCCUGACAGAAAACGGCAAAGAAACACCUCAUUGCUGAGUACUAUAUAAAUAAUAACUGUGCGGUAAUUCAUUUUUACAAUACACUACACUCUCUCCAAGAAGGCCCAAACUCAAUUAGCAAAGACUUUGUUCAGUGAUCCCUAACAUGCAUUUAGCAAGGGUGGAAAUGGGAUGCUGCUGUUUUAGCUAACAAAUUUAAGCAUUAUAAACAUAAUAUUAUGAACUUUGCACUGAUUUGCUUUGAUGUCAUGAUUAUUUAAUUGUUGUAAAACCAAUGUUCUUUAUGUUUAUUAUAAUCAUUCUGGUGCAGGGAAAACUAUUUACAAUGUUUUAAUUAAAACAAUAUAAUAAUUU